Molecule: messenger RNA, 1138 nt
Organism: Prunus avium (sweet cherry)
Lineage: Eukaryota; Viridiplantae; Streptophyta; Magnoliopsida; Rosales; Rosaceae
Product: zinc finger protein 1-like
Biological process (GO): negative regulation of abscisic acid-activated signaling pathway
Source: RefSeq, a predicted model, not a curated record
CCCAGAGUGAGAAAAUUCUCAUUCUUUAGUCCAAUACUACUACAUGAAGCCUCAAACAUCUGCUCCAAUAUCUCACUCCUGAAAAUUUCAAGCAUCAUCCCAGUCUCAGAGGCUCCAAAAUAUUCUCACCAAGCCUGAACAAAGUCUCAAUUAUGGAAACCCAAAAGCCACAAAUGCAACAAGCACACGAUUAUCAUCAAGAACACCCACCACACGCUCCAAACACUGAUAUUUUAUUGGAUCUAAGCCUCUCCAACAAGGAACCCAAUCACGGGUCGAAUCCGGAACUCAAUCUCAUCAACUGCUUUGUUUCAAACGCAUCAGGAAACUCUUCACAAGAGACUUCUAGUCCUAAAGGUACAACUGCUCAUGAUGCUGCUGAGCCGAGGGUUUUCUCCUGCAAUUAUUGCCAGAGGAAAUUUUACAGCUCACAAGCACUUGGAGGGCACCAAAAUGCUCAUAAGAGAGAGAGAACACUAGCCAAGAAAGGACACAAGAGUAAUUGUACUGCAGCCUCAUCAGAUGCCUUAGUUAGGCUUCCAAGCUUACUCUCACACAGAUUCUCUAGCAUGGCCUCUCUCCCUCUGCAUGGCUCUUUCAACAGGUCACUUGGUGUUCAAGUGCAUUCUACAAUUCACAAGCCUUGUUACCAACUAUCAAACACCUUCGGUUCCACAAAUACUAGUCUUUAUGGAGGGCAUAAUAGUAAUAGUAAUGGAUGCCUGAGAAAGUCUCUUGAUCAACAACCUGCAAUUGGGCGGCUUGUUGUACCACAGAACAAUGUUUUUCAUGUGCAGGCGGGAGUUGGAUCGUCAUCAUCAUCGUCGAGUGGUGGCGUUGGAAGGUUUGUGAAUAGUACUAGUGUUCGGAAGUUUUCUCCGGUGACCGAAGGAAUUGGAGGGUUGUGGUGGAAUAGCAGUGUUGGCCAUUUCAAGACUAAGCAAGAUGAGUUGCAGAAUCUUGACUUGUCCCUCAAGCUCUAAGCACUUUCCCAAUUACUUUUCUUUCUUCUUUUUUUUUUCUUUUCAUUUUCAAAUUUAACUGAUCUAUAGGCUCUCUCUCUCUCUCUCUCUCUCUGGAAUUUCAUGUAUGCGUUGUAACUUUUGUACAUUCAUUUUGGCUAUAGUUGUUGACAUAA